Hypomesus transpacificus is the source of this 737-nucleotide messenger RNA. RefSeq lists its product as uncharacterized. The record is from RefSeq and is a predicted model, not a curated record. The transcript has 3 exons. The coding region runs from base 120 to 737 and encodes 205 amino acids. NCBI's taxonomy places the organism in Eukaryota, Metazoa, Chordata, Actinopteri, Osmeriformes, Osmeridae.
AGGUGUUGGGGGAGUAUACUUUACAGUUUGGAAAGUAUAAGGGGAAAUUGUUCAGAUGGCUCCUUGAAAAUGAUGUGGGGUACACUCUGUACCUCAUUAAACAAUUUGAAAAGGAGCAAAUGGCUGGCAUGCCUUUGGAUGGGCCCAGCAAAGACAGCCUGCGGUCCUUUGUAGGGUAUGCCAAUUCCUUCAAGGAAAUCAAGGCAGUGCUGGAGUACGAGGCCAGGAGGACCGGGGCUGUCAGCUCAGUGGAGGAGGACCAACAGGUCGGCUUUGGCCGCAUGCCAACAAGGACCUGGGGUGACGUCUGGGAGGGUAGGGCAGAUGGCUUUGCAGCGUUCGUUCUGUCCCGGACCACCACUCCGGGAACUAGCAUGGACAAACUGAAGCGGUACCUGACCAAGAAGACCCAGGAGGCAUCCAUGUCCUCUCCUCUGCUCGCCUCCAGCCAAGCCGUGGUCAUGGAUGAAGAUGAAGACCUGGAGCAAGCCAUGCUGAACAUCUCCCCCUCCAAGAUGGUCAAGCAGAGCUCUGCUGCCCUGUCUUCGGGUGCAUCUUCAUCUCCCAGGAAUAAGAGACCAGCAGGCCGAGGUCUCUUUGCGUAUCAGUUGUUGGGACCAAGACAUGACUCUUGGUCAAUGUUCAUGCCACGUUCCUGGCCUUGUUCAAUGUUCAUGCCACGUUUCUGGCCUUGUUCAAUGUUUAUGGUGUUCUGCCUUUCAAAACUCCAAUCAUGA